AUGAUGAAGAGUUUUCUUCUAGCUGUGAAUAUUUUGGCAUUAACUUUGCCUUUUUUGGCUGCUCAAGUUCAACACCAGGAACCAGCAUGCCAUAAGAAUGAUGGAAGACUGUUUGAACAGAAGAAAGUCUUAUAUAUCCCUAUUCAUUAUGUGCUAAGAAACAAUCCCCUGCUUCAGCCUAAUUUCUACCAACGUAUCGUACCAAUUAACAGCCCAUACAUGCCUUUUCCAUAUUAUGCAGUUAACAACCUGCCUUACACAUAUUCCACAAAACAACUUCUACUUGGGCCACAUGUCCAAAUCGCCAAAUGGCAAGCUCUGCCAAACAUCUUUCAGCCUACAACAGAACACCAAACAUUCCAACAUGCAUCAUUCAUUGCCACUCCCCCACAGAAAAAUCAGGAUGAAAACACUGUCCUUCCUAUUGAUAAUACUGCUACUGUUGAGCCCACACAAGUUUCGGCUACUGAGGUGGCAGCACAUAUUGUAGAGAUUCCACAAGCUUCCUCAGAGUUGGACAACACUCCUGAGACUACUGUGGUCCCAGUUACUCCAACUGCAGCAUAA
Messenger RNA from Dipodomys ordii (Ord's kangaroo rat), 567 nucleotides. RefSeq names its product casein kappa (gene Csn3). The record is from RefSeq and is a predicted model, not a curated record. Gene Ontology annotation, biological process: lactation; protein stabilization. The transcript is spliced from 3 exons. NCBI's taxonomy places the organism in Eukaryota, Metazoa, Chordata, Mammalia, Rodentia, Heteromyidae. Gene Ontology annotation, cellular component: extracellular region. Bases 1 to 567 code for a protein of 188 amino acids.